CGAGAGGGGCCGACGGGUACAGAGCGGAGGUUACCACAGGACACUGCCGCCAGUACCGCUGCUGGACCUCAACAAUAGCAGCGAGAGGCACACGGACCAGAGCUCGGAUAUCUCCCGUCGCCGCCGCUUCGACCGUUGGAUAUCCCGCCUCUCGGACGUACAGCGGCAAGUUCACACUCAUACAUGACCGCAUUAGUGAGUCAGGGCUGUGUUUUCUCCGCUGUGAGCGCCGGGACCCGGAGCGACCAGAGCGCCGCGUUUCCGCCGACUGCACCUUUUCACUUUUCGGUCUGAGCCACACUGGCUUACAGCAUGGAUGGAUUUAAGGCAGACGGUACUGGCUGUGACAUUAGAGAGACUGUCGGGGGACCCGGCUGUUCGCCCGGCUGGAUACAGUGAUUAGCGAGCGAUGUGACAGUUACCCCACACGAUACAGUUUAGCUACCGUAAAAAUACAGCGGGGGGAAAAGCACCGGAAAAAAAUCUGCUAGCGUUAACGACGCAGGAGCGGUGAAAACCGCAGGGACACGGACUGUACACGUCGAGGUCGUGGUGAACUACACGCCGCAUGUGUGCUGGUACAGUAGUGUCGUUUUUUUUUGGGUUUUUUUUCCCGGUGGUCGCCGUCUUCUUAAUCCGUCGUGUUACCAAGUAACGGGGGCUGCAGCUCGGCCAGCACUACGGUGAAGUUGGUGACACUUGUGGCGUUUGAACUGUAAAAAAAAGACGGGGACGAGCACAGCGUUUCCUUCGGUCGUCUGAACUCGUUCCGGCGGCGCAAAGUUUGACAGUCGACUGCCUGUGCCCCUCAUAGGGCCGAAAGGUCACCAGGACAGGUCAUCUCUUUUUCUCCGCGCCACCUCCUCCUCCCAUCAGUCUGUUACGAAGAUGUGACCCCCCCCCCCCCAACCCUUCAUUUUUCUCCCCUCGCCGUUUAGGACACCUCCAUAUUUUUUUUUGUUGCUUCUUUUUCCCUCCAUUUGGUACAAAGGGAUCAGACGCGACCCCUCGUACACCCCUGGGAUGUACGAAAGCGUGGACGUUGUGGGUUUCAGCCCCAGCCGCAGCAGCCCCAGCCCCGGCUCUUUUCUGAGCACGGACUACUACCACAGGACCCCGGGGCUCGGGCCGGAGAAGGUACUCCUGUCCGGUGUGGGAGGAUUCCAGCGUCCGUUCGGAGGGUCCCUGGUGAGCGGCAGGCACUGGAGCGGAUCCUGCCACUCUAUAGAGACUGAGAGCACGAGUUCAGGCGAGGACCUGCUCGUCCCCAGCCCCCCCUCACCUCCACCUCCACCCCGCAUCUACAAGCCCUGCUUUGUUUGUCAGGACAAAUCUUCAGGAUACCACUAUGGAGUCAGCGCUUGCGAGGGCUGCAAGGGUUUCUUUCGGAGGAGCAUCCAGAAGAACAUGGUGUACACAUGCCACCGAGACAAAGUCUGUGUCAUAAACAAGGUGACGAGGAACCGGUGUCAGUCCUGUCGACUGCAGAAAUGCCUCGAUGUUGGCAUGUCCAAGGAAUUGGUGCGAAAUGAUAGAACGAAGAAGAAGAAGGAGGAGAAGAGGCAGGUGGAGGCAGAGAUCUACGUUCUGUCGGCAGACACAGAGCAGAUGAUUGAACGAGUUCGCCGGGCCCAUCAGGACACAUUUCCCUCCCUCUGUCAGCUGGGAAAAUACACCACGAGCAACAGCUCAGAGCACCGUGUCUCGCUGGAUGUCAGUCUUUGGGACAAGUUCAGUGAACUGUCCACCAAAUGCAUCAUUAAGACAGUGGAGUUCGCCAAGCAGCUGCCUGGCUUCACAACGCUAACCAUCGCUGAUCAGAUCACCCUGCUCAAAGCUGCCUGUCUCGACAUAUUGAUUCUAAGGAUCUGCACUCGCUACACCCCGGACCAGGACACCAUGACUUUCUCUGACGGUUUGACUCUGAACCGCACCCAGAUGCACAACGCUGGGUUUGGACCUCUCACAGACCUCGUAUUCUCCUUCGCCAACCAGCUGCUCCCGCUGGAGAUGGAUGAUGCAGAGACGGGAUUGCUCAGUGCCAUCUGCCUGCUCUGUGGAGAUCGACAGGAUCUGGAGGAACCAGAAAAGGUGGAUGUUCUUCAGGAGCCAAUGCUAGAAGCCUUGAAGAUCUAUGUGAGGAGGAGGAGGCCUGAUAAACCCUGUAUGUUCCCCAAAAUACUGAUGAAGAUUACUGACCUCAGGAGCAUCAGUGUGAAGGGAGCAGAGCGAGUGAUCACACUGAAAAUGGAGAUACCCGGCUCCAUGCCUCCUCUCAUCCAGGAGAUGCUGGAGAACUCUGAGGGUCUGGAGGGGCACGGAGCCGGGGGGGAGAAAGGAGGAGGAAAAGGUAGAGGAGGAGGCAGAGAAGAGGAUGCAACAGACAUCGGGAGCUGCCAUCCAAGUCCAUCGCCCAAAUCAUUCCCCUCUCCCAGCCUAAGCCCCAUACCCCGCAGCCCCUCUUCCCCCUCCCCCUCGACCUGAAGUUCAACACUCAGCACCUGUGCUCCACACAGCGCCCCCCGGGGGGGCACGGUGUGAUACUGCAAGAAAACCAUCCACAUGGCAGACACACAGAGAAGGAAGGCAGAAAAAAACUGCACCUAAUAGCUGAAAAUCUGGAGGACAAAAAGGUCUCAGUGUCUGAACCCAUAAACUCUCCUGGUUACUGGUUAGAAUGGGAGGGAGGCUGAAUAUCUUUAUACAAAUGUUGCAUUGAAUGAAAGCAGGUAAACUAUGACAUUAGGGCUGAUUUGUGUUCAGACAUUAGUUUCAUACAUACAGUGCAAAAAAUGUGAUUUCACUUUUUUAAAAAUCUUUUUAUAAUGCCUAAAAUGUUAAUUAUUUGCAGACUGUGUGAACCUAAAUGAAGGAUUAUCUAUCGACUCUAGACAACUAUGGACAGACCGAUGAAGAGGAUUCGUCUGCAAUCAUACACUUCCUCUCUAAUGAAAAGUCAUGUAUAAUAUGCAGAAUCUAUAUAAGAGUAAAGCUCCUCCAAAGGCAUGAGCGAGACACGGUGGCAGUUUUCAAAAGCCUUCAGUUUGACGUUGAAACCGUCAUCAGGAGCAGGCAUAGGAGCCAAGGUAACAACAGCAGAUAAGUACCCGCCAUGCGGGCUGAUUGCUCGGGUACAUCCGUUCGUAGGCUGAAAGCUCAAAAAAAAUGCCACCGUGCCUCCGUCAGGCCUUUGGAGGAACUUAACUCUACAUGUGUUGAGUAAUAGUGGAUCUCCUGGUAUAUGCAGAAUCAUUAUGUAUCAUAUAUUGUAUAUAAAAAAGGCUGCAAAAGAAGUUGUGGGACUGAGAUGGACUGAUACAAGAAGCUAUUUUCCUAAAUGUACAUUUAUUUCCCCGAUUCAGCCGUAAAGACUUCUUCCCUCAUCGUCUUUUCACCAUCACCAAAACCCCCCGAAUUACCCCCACUCUUCUCCUUUCCUUCUCCUCACAGACACAUCAGGGAAAAGUAGUAAUCCUUGACUUAAAUUCCCUUCUCUCAAAUCAGAAGUGUAAACAAGAACUACAGACUUUCUACCACUUCAGGCAAAUGGUUUUCUCUGUGUUUUACCUUUCACCAUCAUCUGUAGUUAAGGAUGUACUUGGGGUUAUUUUCAGAUGCAGCUCCUGCAGCUCAAAUUACGUCAACAAACUGUGAAACAUAAGAAAUUUUCAUUUGAAAAUACAAUGUCUGCCUGUUGGUGGAGACAUUCCGACCAAAGCAAACUGUGAUACCUGAAAUGCAAACGCCCUUCACAAGAGUGCUCCCGUCUGUUAACAAACCCCCACUGUGGCACGAGCAGAGUAAUAGUUUAACGAAGGUCAUACGGAAUUCUCAUCUUCACUGAUGACAGUUGCUGCCAAAACAUGUAUCUAAAUGUACAAAUUGUAUUUUGUUUUUACAGUCUGCACAAUUUACUGUUAUAGUAUGCUUACACAGUGCCACUGCCUACUGUCAGGUACAAAUCUUGUAACUCCAGUUUCAGGCCUCUUUAAUUUAUGGUGAGGUAGAACUCAUUGCAAAGUAUAAAAAUGCAGGGAGUUAAAUAAAGGUGUUUGAUUUUCUUCUAAUAU
Messenger RNA from Xiphias gladius (swordfish), 4070 nucleotides. It is a transcript of the gene rarab, whose product is annotated as retinoic acid receptor, alpha b. The record is from RefSeq and is a predicted model, not a curated record. Gene Ontology annotation, molecular function: nuclear glucocorticoid receptor binding; zinc ion binding; RNA polymerase II cis-regulatory region sequence-specific DNA binding. The coding region runs from base 1024 to 2484 and encodes 486 amino acids. Lineage: Eukaryota; Metazoa; Chordata; Actinopteri; Istiophoriformes; Xiphiidae. The transcript has 9 exons. Gene Ontology annotation, cellular component: nucleus; transcription regulator complex. Gene Ontology annotation, biological process: regulation of transcription by RNA polymerase II; retinoic acid receptor signaling pathway; cellular response to corticotropin-releasing hormone stimulus.